AUCUCCUUUCAGAUGUUUGCUGGAUGCCUUUCGAGCUUUUGUAAUUGGAUGAAUGGGAAAGAUCCCCUAGACUAUAACCUGAUAUGUUCAUGUUGACAUCUUUUAGACUUGAACGCUUUGGCAAAGAGCCUAGGGGAAUCUUUGAAAUUGACCUCCCUCUGAGAAAAUGAUGUCAAUUGUAUUAAGAGAGGGUUUGAGAUUCCAGAGUCAUAUCAGUUGUAGGCAGGGCAUUCAGUUAGGUAUUUGGCUUGAACCUGGCUGGACUCAAACACUGUAUAACACUAUAAGAAGUGUGGCUGUUUCUAGAUGGAUUUUGCUUGUAGGGCAGGGAAAUUCCCAUUUACAUAGGUAUGUCACAGUCAAUCUUCCUAGGACUCUUUAGAAGUUUUGGAACUUAAUAGUAUCCAAUAUGGACAAGUAAAGCUUUAACUAUGUUUCCCUAGUAUUUACAAGAUCAUACUACGGUAUCAUUUUUUCAAUCGGUCCAUAUGGUGUCUGUAGCAAAGGCUUCAGCUUGGGAGUAGUAAUUGCUGCAAUCCUGCUGGAAAAUUAACCAGAGUGAUGAUUAUCUGUGAGUCAGUCUUUGUUCUUGGAUUAGUUGUAGGGGUAGACUCUUUAAAAGUAUCUGAUAAUCUGAUAUGGUCACGCCAAGCUUCUCUAUGCUUCUCUAUUACUUAUAAGAUCAUACCCAAGCAUUAAUAUAUACAUGUCUAACAUGAAUACAUCAAUACAAGUGAGGGUUGGACCGUUGGAGCAACAAUGAUCAAAUAUGUAAGCUGCUACGAUAUGGUCCUGGGUUACUCUAUGUGAAAGCUAAGAGUCUGACUUGCAUCUUGUUCAUGGUUGGCCUGCUUCUGGUAGCCGCAAUAGAGCUGGAUAAAUUAUUGUUGCAACGCCUGAAGGGCUGAAGGUAGUUCUUGGGUAAGAUUGAGAUGAGCAGUGAGCUGUAGAAUGAAAAGGCUUGUAACUGGAGAUUUUACUUGCUUUUCUCAGGACCAUGGAAAAAGACAGAAAUAGGUGUACCUGUAAUAAUUAGCAGAAACAAUGGAAGGGAUUAGAAUACAGCUCCUUGUCACCGUUUGAAGGGCUUGCCGGCGACCAAAGGGUUGAUUCGGCCGCCGGCGAGCAAUUUUAGAAGAAUAAUGUAGAGCGAGUUGGGUGUGAGGCUGUGUCUGAUCCCAAUUUUUAUUCAUUUUGCUUACUUGAGUUAGUAGUGACAUAAUUAUACUUUAGUGCCUUGUGGUUUUAAUAUUUUCACUUUGGUGUCAUGACCUUUUCAACUUUGUAUCACGCAUUAUGGUGCCCUGUUGUUUUAUGAUUUCACUUUGGUGCGUUGAUUGUUAUAUACUACAUUGGUUUCUUAUUUUGUGCAACUUUUGCCGUAACGGGAUAUUACUAGUUAUGUCUUAUGUGCAACAAAAAAACUCUUUCUUUUAUAGUAAUUUUUUUUGUGUAAAUUUACUAACAAACCCUUGUUUUAAUAUAAUUAACACCUUAAAUCAUAUGAUAUUAACUUAUCAUCUACGGAUUUUUCACGAAAUACCCUGGGUUAUCACUUAAUUUACCAUAUACCUAUCAAAGUUUUCAAAUUCAACAUAUACUCAUGAGUUUCAUGAAAAUAUCACCAAAUACCCUAAGUGACUAACGCCUUUAACUCCGUUAGUUAUUAAGGUUAAUUAUGCUACGUGACAAUCUUUGAUUGAUUCUCAUUUAAAUCAUUUAAUUAAUUAUGUACUUUACUUCUCGUUCCAUUUUUUAAUUCCCGUGAAAUUUGACAAUGAGAAAAACAUUAAGGGACAAAGGAGUAUAUAUAAUAGUAUAAAAUAGAGACUAGGCAGUAGGCCCUAUCAUUUUUGUCUUUUAUUACCAGAAAUUAACAAGUGAAAAAUGUGUUUAUGAUGUGGUUAAAAAAAAGAGAGAGCUGUGAUGAUAAGGCACAACUGUUUGUGGAUGAUACUCUAAAAUUAGAGACACAUAGCCAAGAAUGAUGAAUUGUAUUCUGAAGAAGAAGAUGAAGAUGAUGAGUAUGAUGAUGAUUCUCUGCUUGAUCUUAACAAAUGCGAGUAGUAACAGAAUUACAGACGAAGACCCAAAACCAAAGGCAUGGCCAGAGCAAUUCCACUCAGUGUUGGUGAUGAACAGCACAAAGACGAAUCACUUGCAGGUGACUGAUUUAUGGUAUGAUUGGCCAAAUCGUCGUAACUUGAAUCUUAUUCAAAAACAAUUGGGCAAGCUUUUGUACGAUGUAGAAUGGAAUAAUGGCACUUCUUACUAUUAUACACUUGAUGCUACUUCUGAAUGCCGGACAAUGCUUUUUGAAGUGGGAAUUUUGAGACCAAAUUGGCUUGAAGGUGCUACCUAUUUGGGUCAGCAACAUAUGGAUGGCUUUCUUUGUAAUGUUUGGGAGAAAGUGGACUUCAUUUGGUACUAUGAGGAUGUUGUUACGCGCAGGCCUGUUUACUGGCUCUUCUAUGAUGGUAUAGCCACUCAUGUGAUGACCUUUGAAGAGGGUGCUGUGCUGGAGGAUUCCCGGUGGCAGGCCCCGGUUUACUGCUUUAACAAGGAGGAGAAGCAGCAGCAAAUUGCUGGAUACCCACAGCAGUUUCUUAGAAAUACAAUGCCAUUGGCCUUUACAUGAUCCUUUUUGUUUCUGUAUUUUUUUUAAUUGUUUAUUUAUUUAUUUUUUAUUUUUUUUUAAUGCAGCUGCUGUUGUUUCUUGUGUUUUUCCUUUAGAUUUUGCUUGGGUUCAUUUGUGGAUUUUGCUUUUAUGUGUCAAUGGUGUUAAAUAAACUAGAUUAACUUAUCAAUGUAUCUUGCAUUGAUGGUCUUGAUUUAUAGCCAUAGUGAUCAUAUGUCAGUUAGUCAGUGUUCUUAGAUUUUUUCUGAUAUGGUCACGUCAAGCUUCUCUAUGCCUUAGUUCCCUAUUACUUAAAGAUCAUACCCAAGCAUCAAUAUAUACAUGUCUAACACGAAUACAUCAAUACAAGUGGAGAGUUGGAGCAACAAUGAUCAAAUAUGUAAGCUGCUACGAUAUGGUCCUGGGUUACUCUCUGUGAAAGCUGAUAGCCUGUCUUGCUCCUUGUUCAUGGUUGGCCUG
Messenger RNA from Chenopodium quinoa (quinoa), 3097 nucleotides. RefSeq lists its product as uncharacterized. The coding region runs from base 1985 to 2638 and encodes 217 amino acids. The transcript is spliced from 2 exons. NCBI's taxonomy places the organism in Eukaryota, Viridiplantae, Streptophyta, Magnoliopsida, Caryophyllales, Amaranthaceae. The record is from RefSeq and is a predicted model, not a curated record.